Molecule: messenger RNA, 868 nt
Organism: Lolium rigidum
Lineage: Eukaryota; Viridiplantae; Streptophyta; Magnoliopsida; Poales; Poaceae
Exons: 2
Coding region: 434-643 (69 amino acids)
Source: RefSeq, a predicted model, not a curated record
CUAGGAGCAGUUGGUAAAGCAUAACGUUGUACCCGUAAUGGGUACAUAUUUUGUUACAUUUUUAAUCAAGCUGAGAAGCAGCUGGAAAAAAGAGAGCUUGUCUCUCAGAUACAACCAAGGAAUCUCGGAAGAUACUCACCGACCUGAGCCAGACCUCCGCCUCUUGAUGUCCAGGCCGCAAAAUAGUUUGCUUCAUAGCACACAAUAGAACCUUUCAUAGACACAACUGUUAUCUAGUUGUGUGUUUUCUAUAUCUGUCAUUGAAUUAUAGAUAUUCAUAUUUGUACCGAAUUGAGUGAACUUCCAAUCAGUAACAUCCAGUCUGUAUAUGAUAUGAUUCAUAUCGUAUGCAUUCUCUGUUCGGAGGUAUGGGAAAGAAAGCGGGAAGUGCAGUAUCUGAUUCGUUUCCCACCCCUAUCAUUAGGUUGAAAGGAUGAGGAAAGGACUACACCCUCAGAUGCAGUGGAUCUCAUAUGUGACGCAGAGUGGCAGGCUGAUCAACGUCAUGAUGACCAAGGUGAACCAUACCGGCAAAGUGUACCACAUGAGGGCAAAGCGGCAGAUGGCUCAAAGCCUGGGACAGAUCGCAAAGUUCAAACGCCGCUACGAGCAGGAAGCGGAGGAGAACAAGGACAACAAGUAGGGUGCUGUUAGCCUUGAGCAGAUUUGUUUACUGCUUCAGGUUUUAGCUAGUGAGCUUCGUUAAUGGAAGUUUUCUUGGUUAAUUUGAGCUAUUCUUCCAUCUCAGGGACAAUUCGGUUUAACCUCUGCUCGUUUUAAGCUGUGCCAUUUGCACUUUGGGUCGAGUUUCCUUUGUUGCUCUCUUUCGCUCGAAUUCUCGAAAGAAAAGUGAAACCAAUUAGUAUCA